Molecule: messenger RNA, 2632 nt
Organism: Condylura cristata (star-nosed mole)
Lineage: Eukaryota; Metazoa; Chordata; Mammalia; Eulipotyphla; Talpidae
Gene: MAB21L2
Product: mab-21-like 2 (C. elegans)
Exons: 1
Coding region: 973-2052 (359 amino acids)
Source: RefSeq, a predicted model, not a curated record
CGAGGGGAGGAGGGAGAGAGGACUCCGAAAGUGGAAUCUGCACAAGCAACCUAAAGGGAAGAAUAAGAAAAACCCUGAAUCACUGUAACUAAACUCCAGAUGCAAGGCAAACUGCGACUUCUUCAAACUAAAAUAGAUCGCUUAAGGGCCAAAAUUAUAAAUUAUGAAGCAGAAAUGAGUAUCAAACAACUCCCAGCGGUUUGCACCUAGAGAAGAGAAGGAUCCACUGGAAAUAAAUAAACCCAGUCCAAACAACGCCUCCAAUAGGAGAAGAAAACCUCUACAACAGGACCCCUGAGAAAAGACAAGACGAGCACGCUGAGCGCCCGCCGCCAGGAUUCUGCGAACCUCCAAGGGUGCUGCGCCGGCCUCCGGCCUCCGGAGUUGCACUUCACUGCUCUCAGGACAUUAAUUACAUCCUUCACCUUCCAUUUGGGGGAGGGUGAGGAGAAAGGCACUCACCAAGCUGAGCGAAGAAGUCAGUGAAGAAGUCAGCGUGGGAACAAAGUUUAAGAAAGAAAGGCUGAAUGUUUCGCUUUGAUUUUUAAAUUUAUUUUGGAAAUUAAAAGACAUUUCCAGACGCCUGGGCAAUCUCGGAUGCAGACUUCUCGGGGUAACCUGAAUUUUUCUCUCUCACCCUCUCUUCCCACCCCCUCCCACGCAUUUCUCCUGCUCGCACAUCUCUAUUUUACUCUUCAAGAAAACGCGGAAAAAGUCUCAGCAACUACCUUUCUUUUUCAAAGAUCACUUACUUGCCCUGUUUUCUAGAGAAGGCAAAAGGUUUGCCAAGCGGGCGAAGGACACCGGCUGUAGCAUCAGCGGGUUAGCCCAGGUGGAAAGCAAGGGCGAAAGUGGGGCUGAGGGGAGCGCACUCACUCUUCCGCAAGCCGCAGGGCCACCACCAGCGCCUGAGCCUUGGAUCCCUCAACGUACUGCGAGACGCCGGUGUAUAGCCCGGACCUGUGCCCCAAUAUGAUUGCCGCUCAGGCCAAGCUGGUUUACCAGCUCAAUAAAUACUACACCGAGCGGUGCCAAGCGCGGAAGGCAGCCAUCGCCAAGACCAUCCGAGAGGUCUGUAAGGUGGUCUCGGACGUGCUAAAGGAAGUGGAGGUGCAGGAGCCUCGCUUCAUCAGCUCCCUGAGCGAGAUCGAUGCCCGCUACGAGGGACUGGAAGUCAUCUCGCCCACAGAGUUCGAGGUGGUGCUCUACCUAAACCAGAUGGGCGUCUUCAACUUCGUGGACGACGGCUCGCUGCCGGGUUGCGCGGUGCUCAAACUGAGCGACGGGCGGAAGCGGAGCAUGUCUCUCUGGGUCGAGUUCAUCACAGCGUCGGGCUACCUCUCUGCACGCAAGAUCCGUUCGCGUUUCCAGACGCUGGUGGCUCAGGCGGUGGACAAGUGCAGUUAUCGGGAUGUGGUCAAGAUGAUCGCAGACACCAGCGAAGUCAAACUGCGCAUCAGGGAGCGCUACGUGGUGCAAAUCACACCCGCGUUCAAGUGCACCGGCAUCUGGCCCCGCAGUGCUGCCCAGUGGCCUAUGCCCCACAUCCCCUGGCCUGGCCCAAAUCGAGUGGCGGAGGUCAAGGCGGAAGGGUUCAACUUGCUCUCCAAGGAGUGCUACUCACUGACCGGCAAACAGAGCUCUGCGGAGAGCGAUGCCUGGGUGCUACAGUUCGGGGAGGCGGAGAACCGCCUGCUGAUGGGCGGCUGCCGAAACAAAUGUCUCUCGGUGCUGAAGACGCUGCGGGACCGCCACCUGGAGCUGCCAGGCCAGCCACUCAAUAACUACCACAUGAAGACGCUGCUGCUGUAUGAGUGCGAGAAACACCCGCGGGAAACAGACUGGGAUGAGGCUUGCCUCGGGGACCGGCUCAAUGGCAUCCUGCUGCAGCUCAUCUCCUGCCUGCAGUGCCGCCGCUGCCCUCACUACUUUCUGCCCAACCUCGACCUUUUUCAGGGCAAGCCCCAUUCGGCCCUGGAGAGUGCUGCCAAGCAGACCUGGAGAUUGGCCAGGGAAAUCCUCACCAAUCCCAAAAGCCUGGACAAACUAUAGGGUGCAGGGGACUGCUUGAAAAGCGACACCGUUGGGAAUGCUCUCACACACAGCACACCACAACUCAGCGACAAACGGCUGAAACUCCAGACACAAACUUUUAUGUAAGCUACCUGAAAGAAACAGGGACAAGCAGACCUUCGUUAACUGACAACGAGAGAGCAAACCAACUAACCAAACAAAAUCACAUUCUUGCACAAAAGUGAUCGUUUUCUUCCAAACAAUGUGAAUUUAAAAGAUCAUACAAAAGAAGCAAUCGGGCUUUGCCACCACAAAACGAAACCCAAGGUACAUUUUCCAAUCAGUGUACAGCGGUCUCUCUCCUUUUCCUUCUUUCCCCCACUUCUCUCUCUCUCUCUCUCUCUCUCUCUCUCUCUCUCUCUCUCUCUCUCUCUUUCUCUCACUUCAUUUUGUUUUUGGUUGCCUGAAUGUUGUCACAAAGUGAUAAAAGUAUUUAAUUAUAUGUAAAUUUUCUCUUUAAAAAAAGUUUUGCUGAUGUUAAGUGUAUCUCAGUGCCAAUGUCAGAUCGUGCCCCUCCCUCUCUUGCACCUCUACCCUCACCCUAAGCAAUCUUGUUGAA